AUGGCAAGUGAUGAACAAGUUCAGCUUGAUGACGCUGAACUCAUCAAGGCUGUGGAGGACUCAACAGAUUUCAUCGCUGUUCAUGCCAAUCAAUCAGAAAUUGCCAAAGUUCAUGCAAGCAAUGAUGCUUUCCAGGAAGCAGAAGGCGGGAACAAUCAGAGUGCUGAAAUCGAACAAGGACAGAACCCGGCAACCAAGAAGAUGCUCGACAAGUUGCGGGGCAGCUGCAUGAAUCCUCCUGCGCUGGAAAUCUUGUAUCAGAAGUUCAACUAUAAAGGUGUGAAGGAGUUCAGUUCUUUGAUGCCUCCCUUUACUUCUGGCACCGUGAUUGACAGCCUGGCCAAGCACUACCCUGACGAACUUUGGGCCGUCAGGGAGCUGUUGGGUGUGAUGAAGCCGGGCAUGGAUGGCAGUGUGAUCGAAAGUUUGAAGCGGAACUACAAAAAUUUCAGUGUCCCUGAUGUCAAAAAGCUUCUUCUUUUGAUGCCUGCCUUUACUUCUGGCAGCGUGAUUGACAGUCUGGCCAAGCACUACCCUGACGAACUUUGGGCCGUCAGGGAGCUGUUGGGUGUGAUGAAGCCGGGCAUGGAUGGCAGUGUGAUCGAAAGUUUGAAGCGGAACUACAAAAAUUUCAGUGUCCCUGAUGUCAAAAAGCUUCUUCUUUUGAUGCCUGCCUUUACUUCUGGCACCGUGAUUGACAGUCUGGCCAAGCACUACCCUGACGAACUUUGGGCCGUCAGGGAGCUGUUGGGUGUGAUGAAGCCGGGCAUGGAUGGCAGUGUGAUCGAAAGUUUGAAGCAGAACUACAAAAAUUUCAGUGUCCGUGAUGCCAAAAAGCUUCUUCUUUUGAUGCCUGCCUUUACUUCUGGCACCGUGAUUGACAGUCUGGCCAAGCACUACCCUGACGAACUUUGGGCCGUCAGGGAGCUGUUGGGUGUGAUGAAGCCGGGCAUGGAUGGCAGUGUGAUCGAAAGUUUGAAGCGGAACUACAAAAAUUUCAGUGUCCGUGAUGUCAAAAAGCUUCUUCUUUUGAUGCCUGCCUUUACUUCUGGCACCGUGAUUGACAGUCUGGCCAAGCACUACCAUGACGAACUUUGGGCCGUCAGGGAGCUGUUGGGUGUGAUGAAGCCGGGCAUGGAUGGCAGUGUGAUCGAAAGUUGGAAGCGGAACUACAAAAAAUUCAGUGUCCGUGAUGUCAAAAAGCUUCUUCUUUUGAUGCCUGCCUUUACUUCUGGCACCGUGAUUGACAGUCUGGCCAAGCACUACCCUGUUUCAGGUAUUGACACUCUGCCCAACUACUACCCUGACGAACUUUGGGCCGUCAGGGAGCUGUUGGGUGUGAUGAAGCCGGGCAUGGAUGGCAGUGUGAUCGAAAGUUUGAAGCGGAACUACGUAUAUUUCAGUGUCCGUGAUAUCAAAAAGCUUCUUCUUUUGAUGCCUGCCUUUACUUCUGGCACUGUGAUUGACAGUCUGGCCAAGCACUACCCUGACGAACUUUGGGCCGUCAGGGAGCUGUUGAGCGGCAUGCAGACUGGCUUGAGUGCUUUGCUGCCUGCGUUGGGGAAAAAUGACGCUUUAGAGCGCAUGGCUUGGCAAAAAGAUAGGGGUGAAGCAUGGCAAUUUCCACGUGCUUCUGUAGCAGUGGGCUGUUGGACACUUCAGAUUGCUUAUGACAUUGGACCAACACCUGUGGCUCAAGCUGCUGGGCUGGGAGGCCAAAAGGACAUGUGGUCAGGCUUCAUGUUUCCCGAGCAAUCCUUGGGUUUGAUCCUUGCAUUGGGCAGUCGCUACUAUGGAGACGUUCGGAACUUAGAUGCGGCCAGCCUCUUGAGCCUUUUGGAGGAGGAUCUUUGGGGAUGUCAGGCACCGCGUUUGAAAGAAGCUUUGGCCGCGAAGGUGACCUUGCCAUCGAGCCUUCAAAGCUUGAGUUCUGGCUGGGGUGUCAACCAUAGCCUGGAGCGGGUGACCUUGCCAUCGAGCCUUCAAAGCUUGAGUUUUGGCUCUGGUUUACGCCAAAGCCUGGAUCGGGUGACCUUGCCAUCGGAGCAACAGCUGCUGCCAACAUUAGCCGCUACAGCGCUGCUGCGCGGGAAAGCUGAAAUUGCCAGUGAGGACAGCCUGCUGAUGCGCUGCUGCAUGCUGCAUCGGGGCGUGGGAGCAACGGCUGCUGCCAACAUUAGCGGCUACAGCGCUGCUGCGCGGGAAAGCUGGGAUUCCAGUGAGGACAGCCUGCUGAUGCGCUGCUGCGUGCUGCAUCGGGGCGUGGGAGCAACAGCUGCUGCCUACAUUAGCGGAUACGGCGCUGCUGCGCGGAAAGCUGAAAUUGCCAGUGAGGUCACGUAUCGACAUUGCAAUGCUUGCAUCAUAGACCGUCUCAACAGUCCAGCUGCUGUCUCACUCGGCAUGCUCUUGCCUACUAAGCAGCGGCGGCUGUUUGGGAAGCAAGCGGCUGCCAACUUGCUAGUUGCACAAGAACCCUUAGAUGUGCCACCUGUGUCAGAGGAACCUUUGCCACUGGUGCCCGGGGAAACACUUUUGCCUGAAGCCGGAAACGAAGCAGCAGAGCCAACCAGCCGCUUCGACUUCUUGAACCAGAAGACGAUCAGCUCCUUAGUCCUAGCAGUAUUGCAAAGCAAGACUGACCAGGAGCUCCACAUUCUGGCAGAUGUGCUUGCCAAGUCAGACGGGAAAAUCAAUGAAAGGGAGCUGACAGAGAAACGGGAUGACUUCAUAGCAGCCUGCAUGAAAUUGGUGCCCCGAGAACUUUCUCGGCGUUUGUUGACAGCUGUGUGCGGCAAGCCUGCCACGGUGGAGACCGAUGUGAAGGUUUCAGCAAUCGAUCAGAAGACAUGGCAAAAAAGUUACCUGAUCACGAUCAGUGGUCUGGGGGCCUCUACCGCACCAAGCCAUGAGGAAAUCAAAGACAGUAUGCUGAACUCGUUCAGAAACGCUGGCUUUUCAAAUGAAACAAAAGUGACACACCUCCGUAUCUUUAGGGAGUGUCACCGAAAUGGUGAUGUGCACUACCAUGUUUGCGCCAACUUGUCGGAACGCUGUAGAUGGCUGCCUUGGAAAAAGGCUUUGGCUGAGCAGAACAUCUCUGCCCACUUCAGCCAGGUUCAGCUUGAAGGGAUGGCCAGGCAGCGGAAGCUUCAAUACCAGUGCAUGCUACGAUACUGCUUUGUUCCCACUGCUCACAAGCCACUGGAUUCCCUGGAUCCAGAACCUCUUCUGUUCCAUUGCGAUGGCAAGCAUCCUCCGUUGCUGGACGCAAUUCAGGGAGAGCUCGAUGCUGAGGACAUUCACCUAUGGCCAGUGGUGGUUUCUUUGGGCCUGACGGCGUCGGAUCCGUUACUGCUCCCGAUGUCUGUUGUGGCAGAGGUUGCCUUUUUUAAAGGAAGCAUGAGCCGCCCAAGCGCCAUGUGCCAGGUUGGUCUAUGCUUGAAGCUUGAACAUUGCGAAGGGAUCAUUCGAGAUGGUUCUACGACUAUCUUUCAACGAUUCCUUGCGGCCUUGCAGACGCCCUGUGUUUGCAAAGACAGGGCUUGGGCUGUUGCGGCCAGGGAAAUAGUAGCAGGAAAUUGUUUGGAUGAGUCCAUGUUGUGCGCUGACAUUCGAAAAACGCUGCUACUCGGAUUGAAGUCGAAAGGUGACGUACUGACUUUCUCAGGGUGGGGAAACGAAGGCAAAUCGUUCCUAAUCCGACCACUCACGGCCAUCUACGAGAAGGUGUGGUAUGGGCCGACGAAAGGCAGUUGCUCCAUGAUGGGCUUAGUUGAUGCGGACGUGGCCCUCCUUGAUGACCACCGACCAGAUUGCCAGCUUGUGGAUAUUGCCACGAUGCUUUCGUGGCUGGAAUCUGGAACCAUUACAAUUUGUCGGCCCUUGAACCUGUACGGCAGCCACUUGCAGUACAAGGCAGAGCAGCCACACUUCAUGACGUGCAGUUUCAGCGCACUCCACAGCCCAAGAGGGCGUAUGAGUGAGGUAGAGCUUGCCAUGUUACGGUCCCGCUUGAAGCUCUAUGUGUUUCAGCGACGCUUGCCUCAGAUCCGUGAUAUAAGUACCUUUGCUCUCCCAGUGCUGCCGCUGGCGACGCGCCUGCCACUUCUCCAUGCUGCUGUGCAAUGCGGUGUUUUGAAGGGUCUAAAAGAAGGGUCGCUUCCAAGCUGCUAUUCCGACGUCAUGGCCAUGGGCCCUCAAUGUACUGGUCUGGCUCUUGUCCCGGGCGCCGGGCAGGUGCAGGGAGAGCACUUGGGCCAAACUCAGCUAUACAACUGGCUAGCUCAGGCAGAAACGGUCAUGUUGCAAAAGCUUCAAAAUGGCUUGACCGUGAGCGCUAUGAGUGGCCAUGACCGCGUGACCGCGGCGUGCAUGGCGUCAGUGGACUCGCAGCCAACUCAACCAGAGACGCAAGAACAGGUAAAGUGCUGGUUGCGCGCACAGUCCUUUGACGCAAGUCAAGGACGACUGCACGGAAAGAAAUUUCUGUGCGGCCUGUGCUCCAAUGCCCACCGCACAAUGAGACGCAACCUGGGUGGCUAUCCGGAAGAUAUGCAAAGCUUUCCCUCGGAAGAAAUCCCACAUGAUCUCACGAGUACAUUAGGCGCCUUUCGAGCAGAAGACCGAGUGAUGCGGCGCCCUGGGGCGUCCAAACCUGGCAAGCCCUUGCAGCUCGCAGACCAUGCUGUGGAGGACUCAACAGAUUUCAUCGCUGUUCAUGACAAUCAAUCAGAAAUUGCCAAAGUUCAUGCAAGCAAUGAUGCUUUCCAGGAAGCAGAAGGCGGGAACAAUCAGAGUGCUGAAAUCGAACAAGGACAGAACCCGGCAACCAAGAAGAUGCUCGACAAGUUGCGGGGCAUGAAUCCUCCUGCGCUGGAAAUCUUAUAUCAGAAGUAUAACUAUAAUGGCGUGAAGGAGUUCAGCUCUUUGAUGCCUCCCUUUACUUCUGGCAGCGCGAUUGACAGCCUGGCCAAGCACUACAACAUUAAUGGCGUCAGGGAGCUGUUGAGUGUGAUGAAGCCGGGCAUGGAUGGCAGUGUGAUCGAAAGUUUGAAACGGAAGUACAACUACCAUGGUGUCAAAGAGUUUCUUGGUUUGAUGCCUCCCUUUACUUCUGGCAGCGCGAUUGACAGCCUGGCCAAGCACUACAACAUUAAUGGCGUCAGGGCGCUGUUGAGUGUGAUGAAGCCGGGCAUGGAUGGCAGUGUGAUCGAAAGUUUGAAACGGAAGUACAACUACCAUGGUGUCAAAGAGUUUCUUGGUUUGAUGCCUCCCUUUACUUCUGGCAGCGCGAUUGACAGCCUGGCCAAGCACUACAACAUUAAUGGCGUCAGGGAGCUGUUGAGUGUGAUGAAGCCGGGCAUGGAUGGCAGUGUGAUCGAAAGUUUGAAACGGAAGUACAACUACCAUGGUGUCAAAGAGUUUCUUGGUUUGAUGCCUCCCUUUACUUCUGGCAGCGCGAUUGACAGCCUGGCCAAGCACUACAACAUUAAUGGCGUCAGGGCGCUGUUGAGUGUGAUGAAGCCGGGCAUGGAUGGCAGUGUGAUCGAAAGUUUGAAACGGAAGUACAACUACCAUGGUGUCAAAGAGUUUCUUGGUUUGAUGCCUCCCUUUACUUCUGGCAGCGCGAUUGACAGCCUGACCAAGCACUACAACAUUAAUGGCGUCAGGGAGCUGUUGGGUGUGAUGAAGCCGGGCAUGGAUGGCAGUGUGAUCGAAAGUUUGAAACGGAAGUACAACUACCAUGGUGUCAAAGAGUUUCUUGGUUUGAUGCCUCCCUUUACUUCUGGCAGCGCGAUUGACAGCCUGGCCAAGCACUACAACAUUAAUGGCGUCAGGGCGCUGUUGAGUGUGAUGAAGCCGGGCAUGGAUGGCAGUGUGAUCGAAAGUUUGAAACGGAAGUACAACCACCAUGGUGUCAAAGAGUUUCUUGGUUUGAUGCCUCCCUUUACUUCUGGCAGCGCGAUUGACAGCCUGGCCAAGCACUACAACAUUAAUGGCGUCAGGGCGCUGUUGACCGGCAUGAAGUCUGGCAUGAGCGACAUUCCUGUUGACCUUUAGUUGGCUAGUCCAGUCCUGAG
This is a messenger RNA of Cladocopium goreaui, 6083 nucleotides long. The record is from the annotation of a GenBank genome assembly. NCBI's taxonomy places the organism in Eukaryota, Dinophyceae, Suessiales, Symbiodiniaceae.